Danaus chrysippus (African queen) is the source of this 219-nucleotide messenger RNA. The record is from the annotation of a GenBank genome assembly. NCBI's taxonomy places the organism in Eukaryota, Metazoa, Arthropoda, Insecta, Lepidoptera, Nymphalidae.
AUGUCUAAGAGUAAACAAGAUACCUAUAACAAACUGUUAGAGGUCGAAAAUAAGAUUGAUCAGUAUCUUCAACACGAAAACACAAAACCCAUCCAAGUUCAACUGUUACACAAGUAUAACGACAUCAAAGACGCUACACAGAUUAUUAUUAACCAGUUAGCCAAUAUCGAAGGGACUUCUGUUUCAGAGAUUCACAAACGUCUGGAGCUGAAAGAUUGA